Phytophthora nicotianae INRA-310 is the source of this 1605-nucleotide messenger RNA. RefSeq lists its product as hypothetical. Gene Ontology annotation, cellular component: WASH complex. Bases 1 to 1605 code for a protein of 534 amino acids. The transcript is spliced from 6 exons. The record is from RefSeq and is a predicted model, not a curated record. Lineage: Eukaryota; Oomycota; Peronosporomycetes; Peronosporales; Peronosporaceae.
AUGUUCCUGGCACAAAUCCGCCUGAGAGCCGCAGAGAAACUGGAAAGCCAGGCUGGAAUCCUCAGACUCAUCGGUGGAGACUCUCUUACACCGACGAGGGCUUGGAUGGAUGAAAUUCCAGAAGAACCAGAGCGACUGAAGCAACCAGAGCAACCAGAGGAAUCGCAGCAACAGGUUCAGCAUUUAUUAACUCCAGAGGAAGAAAAUAAUGCCAAGGCUGAGCCAGAUCCAGUUGCAGAAGACCCUCUUGCGCGUUACCGGGCGAUGCUCAAAGUUGGUGUCCCUCGACCUGCUGUUGAGAGGCAAAUGCUCAAGAACGGAAUCAAUCCCGCAGCAUUAAAUGGACCCGUUCUGGAAGAAACCACAGUCAUUCAGCACAGCCCUGAACCAGUGGCGAAUGCAACGACAAAGCGUCGAAGAUGGCACUGGAAUGAAGUCCCAGCAGCCGAUCGAGCUCCACCUCCGCUGAGCGGGUCUGUGUGGACUCGGGACAACGAGGAAGACGCAUGUCAACGGGUCAGCACUCUGUCGCAAGCUCGUAUCCAGGAACUGUUCGUGAGAGAGAUUGACAACCAAGUCGAAGGCGACGACCGUGAUUCUUUGGUGUCGAUGACUAGCGAUGCUGAAGUGGCCCUGGCAGUUCAGCAUUCGUCCACAUCUGUAAAGAACGAGAAGGUGCAAGUGAUGAAAGGAACUAAAGGCACAAAUUUGGAGUUUGUGGUGAGCCGACUCAAGCAUCCCUUCGCUAAGGUAGCUCAAGACGUGAACAUCCUGACGGCCAUGUAUCUGCAAGACACGGACAUCAAGACGAUUCUGGCAAUGUGGCCCAGUGUGGCUGAACAAGUCAUCCUAGACGAGUAUUCUGGAGAUUUCGACUCACUGGGGCGUUGUGAGCAGUUUUUGGUGAAGAUCCGAGCAGUUCCAAUGGCAAAAGAGAAGCUCCAAUGCCUUCUAUUGAAACUGGAGCUCCAGUCUCGUGCGGAGGACCUCAAACAACUGGUGGAGCUUGUGACCCGGGCGUUGAAUCAAAUCUGUUCGAGUUCCAAGUUCAAUGAAGUGAUUCGACUUCUUCGAGACUUUGGCAACCUUGCCAACGAGGAGUUCGUGGGGAAUUACCGAGCAAGAUUCUCGCUGGAGUCGUUGCUCAACUUGAGCCACACGAAGGCGUUCGACAAGAAGACCACGAUCUUCGAUGGAUUCUUGUACCUCCUUCGAACUGAGAAGGAUGGAAACCUCGCGAAUUUCUACGAGGAAAUCAACCUUGUUCUGCAGUGCAAGGGCGUGUCAGUGGGUGGUCUAACGGUGGAAAUGAACCAACUUCGCGAGGGUCACCAACUUGUAAAGUCAGUUGCUCUAGCAAGCAGCAAGUUGUCGGACAGGGACGCAAAACUGGCGCAAGAUGCUUUUAAUCAAUUCGCAGAUGAAAUCGACGACAGAUUGCGCGGCGUGCAGGAGAGUUUCGACAAGAUGGAAGCGAGCCACCGCGCGUUCUUGUCGUGGUUCGAGGAGAAUCCCAAUGUGCCGCUGGAUCAGCAUCUCAAGGAGAUCGCGCAGUUCGCGUCGGAAGUCAAAGACAGAUUCGCAGUACUCAACUGGUGCCUUUAA